UUUUCCUGAAAUGUUUUAGUUGGAUGUUGAUCUAAUGCAGGGGUCACCAUUCCUGCUCCUGAAGGGCCGGUGUCUCUGCAGAGUUUAGCUCCAACCCUAAUCAUACACACCUGAAGCAGCUAAUUAAGGUCCUACUAAGCAUACUAGAAACUUCCAGGAAGGCAUGCUGAUGCAAGUUGGAGCUAAACUCUGCAGGACACCGGCCCUCCAGGAACAAGUUUGGGGACCCCUGAUCUAAUGUUUUUAAAUGUUACUUCUUUUAAAUGAAACAUUCUGAAACAUUCCUAUAAUGUUUGCGAUAAAAUAGAAUGUUCCCUUAAUGGUCACAUAACCAAGAAAAAAAAAAGGUUUUCUAACAUUCAAAAAUAACUUAAUGGGAACGUUAGCAAAACAUAAUUUUACAACACUAGCCCUAUCAAGUCCAGCUCCUCCUCUCUGGAUGUAAUUUGGACUGGAUGGAGCUGCUAGAAGGUCCAACCACAACCUAAUCCCACCCAUUAGAUCCACAGAGGAGGAGCUGGACGUCAUUUGGCUCUGCAGUAAAGCAGCACACUUGGAAAAGCUGCAUGAUGAAAAGCAUCGCUGCUGAGAAAUGUCAUUAAACUAUAAUAGUAUACAGUGACGCUGCUGCACGUGAGAUGAGUCUGUCUCCUCCCAUCUGUGUCUGGAAAUAAAGCCUCGCUCUCCUCUGAAGGUUUUGUCGCAGAUGUGCUGCGACUGCCAUGAACUCUCUAGACUACGAUGACAGAACCGCGUUCCUGGGAGACUGGGGACCUUUCCAAAGGACGGUGUUCAUUCUUUUGUGUUUGAGCAUUAUUCCCAAUGGAUUCACGGGGUUAUCCAUGGUGUUCAUGGGCGAUACACCCGCUCAUCACUGCCUCAUUCCUGCGGCUCUGAACAUCACUGAUGAAUGGAGAAACGUGUCUAUUCCUCUGGACGAGGACGAGGAUUCUCGAAUCACUAAAUGCUCAAGACACCGAGUGGACAUCGUGAAGAACUAUUCGGACAGAGGUUUGCUCCCGUGGGUGGAUGUGAAUGUCUCGUCCAUUCCUCGAGAAGCCUGUGUGGACGGCUGGGAGUAUGAUAAAGAAACGUACAUCUCCACGAUUGUUACAGAGGUUUGGCAGGAAAAUAGUGCUGUUUGUUACCAUGGGGAUUCAGACGGAAUGGAAAUAUUGAGCCCAUCCAUUCGUGACCUCUACUCCACUCUUGGCGUGUGUCUUUUCUUUUCAAUUGGGUAUAUGAUGCUUCCACUGGCUGCCUACUUCCUGCGAGACUGGAGAACACUGCUGAUGGCCCUCACCAUCCCUGGAUUCUUCUGCAUACCCCUUUGGUGGUUUAUUCCAGAGUCUCCUCGAUGGUUGCUGUCUCAAGGGAGGGUUGAUGAGGCCGAGGCAAUUCUGAGAAAGGCUGCCAAGAUGAACGGGGUUAAAGCCCCUGAUGUCAUUUUUCCCCUGCAUCAGUCAAAGGAAAACGCUGGAAGGUUGCAGACCUACAGUCUCUGUGACCUGGUGAAGUCCAGCAACAUCUGCUGUAUUACUGUCCUGCUGUGCCUGAUCUGGUCGGCUGUUUCGAUUGGAUACUGUGCCUUGUCUCUGAACACGUCCAGUCUGCAUGGGAACAUCUACCUGAACUGCCUCCUGUCAGCAGUAGUGGAAGUGCCUGCGCUCAUCAUGGCCUGGCUGAUGCUCCGCCACUGGCCACGCCGCCUCUGCUUGUCCUCCACCCUAUCAUUAGGAGGACUGGUUCUUCUCUUCAUACACCUCAUACCACAGCAUAUGAGCUCUGUUGCCAUUUCUCUGGUAAUGCUGGGAAAGUUCGGUCUAUCAGCAGCAUUUGCGAUCGUGUACCCAGCGACUGCAGAGCUUUACCCCACCAUUCUGAGGAACACGGCUUUAGGAACCUGCUCCAUGGCAUCCAGAGUCGGCAGCAUUUCUGCACCAUACUUCAUCUACUUAGGAGGCUACUACAAAUCUUUGCCAUACAUCUUAAUCGGCAGUCUGAAUGUUCUCUCUGGGUUGCUCAGCCUUCUGCUUCCGGAGAGUCUGGGAUCACCUUUACCAGAGACUAUCAGUCACAUGCAGACAGUGGUUUGGUCUAAAAAAAGACAUUUUGCUUACAGUCCAACCAACAGUAAAUGUGAAGAGGAGCAUGAGUCUGAACACUUGUGACGGAUCGUAAGGAUUAUUAAGGAUUAUGAAGGAUUACGAAGGCUCUGUAAAUUAACCACUUUACUCCAAGGCUGUAAUGAAUAGGGUGGGGGUCCUUUUUGUAAUGGCUCUUUUAGGUUUUCACUGUAAUAAAGGCAGACAUUUUAAUAUCUUUUGGAAUAAAGCCUCAACUUUUCAAACAUA
Molecule: messenger RNA, 2354 nt
Organism: Megalobrama amblycephala (Wuchang bream)
Lineage: Eukaryota; Metazoa; Chordata; Actinopteri; Cypriniformes; Xenocyprididae
Product: solute carrier family 22 member 5-like
Exons: 9
Coding region: 723-2171 (482 amino acids)
Biological process (GO): transmembrane transport
Cellular component (GO): membrane
Molecular function (GO): transmembrane transporter activity
Source: RefSeq, a predicted model, not a curated record